Molecule: messenger RNA, 1273 nt
Organism: Batrachochytrium dendrobatidis JAM81
Lineage: Eukaryota; Fungi; Chytridiomycota; Chytridiomycetes; Rhizophydiales
Exons: 10
Coding region: 1-1239 (412 amino acids)
Biological process (GO): fatty acid beta-oxidation
Cellular component (GO): mitochondrion
Molecular function (GO): acetyl-CoA C-acetyltransferase activity
Source: RefSeq, a predicted model, not a curated record
AUGUUCAACUGGUCCAAGACAAUUGCUCGUACCGCUAAAACAACACUCGCUGGUAGCCGUGGACUUGCCACUUCUUCACUCAAUGAAGUUGUGAUUGUGUCUGCGGUCAGAACUCCAACUGGUUCUUUCCAAAAAUCACUCAAAAAGCUCAGUGCAACGCAGCUAGGUGCUGUUGCAAUCAAGGCUGCAGUUGAACGUGCAGGUCUUAAGAACAACCAAAUUGAGGAGGUUUUAAUGGGAAAUGUUGUUUCGGCUGGUGUUGGUCAGUCACCUGCCCGUCAAGCAGCACUGUUUGCAGGUCUUUCCGAGUCCACAGAAGCAACCACCAUAAAUAAAGUGUGUGCAUCUGGUCUUAAAGCCGUCCUGUUUGCAACCCAGUCACUUCAGUUGGGCAAUCGCCACACCAUGGUUGCUGGUGGUAUGGAAAGCAUGAGCAACGUUCCUUUUUAUUUUCCUCGUUCUGCGCAAUUUGGUCAUCAGCAAGCGUUGGAUGGUAUCAUCAAGGACGGUCUUUGGGAUGUGUACAACAACGUUCACAUGGGUAACUGUGCUGAAGAAACUGCACUCGAGUACAAAAUAUCACGCGAGGAACAAGAUGAGCAUGCUAUUUCGUCAUAUAAGCGUGCAGCAGAGGCAUGGAGAUCUGGCCGCAUGGACAAAGAAAUUGCACCUGUGACCAUCAAGGAUAAACGUGGCGACAAGAUUGUCAAGGAAGAUGAAGAAUACAAAAAUGUUGAUUUUUCAAAGGUUGCCAGCUUACGCCCAGCAUUCCAAAAGGAGGGAUCUGUCACUGCCGCAAACUCGUCCACCAUCAAUGAUGGUGCAUCUGCUAUUGCGCUCAUGACUCGGUCUCGUGCAGAUGAGCUUGGCAUCAAGCCUCUUGCCCGUAUCCUUGGAUACGGUGAUGCAGCCUGUUCACCAAAAAAGUUUACGAUUGCUCCAUCGUUGGCGAUUCCUAUUGCUUUGAAACAAGCCAAGCUAAGUCUCAGUGAUGUUGACCUGUUUGAAAUCAACGAGGCAUUCAGUGUUGUCAUUCGUGCCAACGAAAAGAUUAUGGGUCUUGAUCCAGCCAAGGUCAAUAUUGCUGGUGGUGGUGUUGCUCUUGGACAUCCCAUUGGUAGCUCAGGAUCACGUAUUGUUGUUUCACUUGUGCACUUGCUAACCAAGGGACAGAUUGGUGUUGCUGCAAUUUGCAAUGGCGGAGGAGCUGCUUCAUCGAUUGUGAUUGAACGCCUAUAAACACAAAUAACAUGUCUUGAUAUGAUGUGAUGUG